Momordica charantia (bitter melon) is the source of this 1896-nucleotide messenger RNA. Its product is annotated as F-box/LRR-repeat protein At1g67190. The record is from RefSeq and is a predicted model, not a curated record. Gene Ontology annotation, molecular function: protein binding. NCBI's taxonomy places the organism in Eukaryota, Viridiplantae, Streptophyta, Magnoliopsida, Cucurbitales, Cucurbitaceae.
CUCCGGUCGUCUAGUUCCCCUGCCCCAUUUUCUUACGAAUUCUACGUUUCGGCCAUAUUUCUUGGAGAUUCUUAAUUCGUCUAACAAUGGCUCUCAGACUCUCUUCAAGAUCAUCCUCAUUCUAGCGUUGAGGUAAACAACGCAGAUUUCUGCUCUUCGAUUUGGUCGGCGCGACUUUUCGUGGACAUUAUUUGUAGAAUCUCGUGACGUAAAAUGAGGUCUGGAGUUAGUCGUUAAAGAACUUCGAUCAAGUUUUUUCUUCAGUUCUUGCUUCUAUCAGAGUUCAUGAUCUUCCCUAAAUUGCGGUGAUAUCAGUCGUACGGGGUCUUCAUUUUGUGCUGCUCCGGUUGGAUAUGGAACACCUUCCAGUUGAAGUUAUUGGAAACAUACUUUCUCAUCUAAAAGCUGCCCGAGAUGUGGUGAUCGCUUCUGCAACUUGUAAGAAAUGGAGAGAGGCUUGGCGGAAUCACCUCCAUACUCUUACCUUCAACUCGAACGAUUGGCCAAUUCCUCAUGAUCUUUCGACGAGUACCUUGGAAAUUAUUAUUACACAAACUAUACUUCAGACCACUGGACUCCAAAAUUUGUCCGUUUUUAUGGAUGAUUUUGAUGCAUUCUCAGCUUCCUCAGUUAUUGCUUGGCUCAUGUAUACGAGAGACACACUCUGUCGACUACACUAUAAUGUGGAAACUACCCCAAGCGUCAAUAUCAUUGAGAAGUGUGGCCGACAAAAAUUAGAAACAUUGGAAUUGGCAAAUAAUUCGAUAACUGGUGUCGAGCCAACUUAUCAGAAGUUCCCUUGCUUGAAAUCUCUAUCACUUAGUGAUAUCGGCAUAUCUGCAUUAGACUUGAAUCUUCUUCUCACUGCUUGUCCAAAGCUUGAAAAGUUAGCUCUAAUCAACCCAGAAGUUGUGAUGUCAGAUGCGCAGCCAACAAUUGAACUUAGCAGUUCUUCAUUGAAGGAUGUCUUUGUUGAAGGACUUAGUUUAGAUAAGUUCACACUGCAGGCUGAUAUCCUUGAAAUUUUACAUCUGAGAGAUUGUAUACUCGAUUUCUUUGAGCUGAUUGGCAAAGGAGCCUUAAGGGUUCUGAAGAUUGAUGAUGCUAGUGUUAUCCAUCUCGACAUUGGCGAGAACACUGAAAAUCUUGAAAUUGUGGAUGUCUGCAAUUUUACAAUCAUGUGGCCGAAAUUCUACCAUACGAUCUCAAAGGCAUCGAUGUUGAAAAAGCUCCGGCUGUGGGGUGUAGCAUUUGAUGAUGAUGAUGAUGAAGUUGUGGAUUUGGACACAAUUUCUAUCUCUUUCCCUAAGUUAAGCCAUUUAUCUUUAAGUUAUGAUCUAAAACAUGGAGCCGUUCAUCAUAACUUGCAGAGAUCAUCUCGGAUGGAGAAUGUAACCAUAUUAGAACUUGGUUGGAGUGACAUUAACUGGGUGGUGAAACUUAUAGAAAUAUGUCCCAAGUUGAAGAAAUUGAUAAUCAGUGGAGUUGUAUCGGAAAUUAAGACCCAUGAGGAAUGCCAAACCUUAGCACAAUUCACCACGUCUUUCGUUCAGCUUAUGAGAAAAUAUCUUCAUAUUGAGGUCCAGUUCGAUUUCGAAUAGCAUUUAGGUCCCUGCAUUUGUGGCUGCUUAGUGUUCUGCUUUGCCUUUGGCCCGUAUUCCUGAGAUUCCAGAAGAAAAAUGUAUUGGUGGAUGACAUUGUGGUCCCAUUUUUAACAUCGAUAGUCUCAUUACUGUGGCCUUACUGCAUGGAAUUAUGGUUCCUGGCUGACAUUUAUCCUGCGCUCCUGGACCAAAGUCCUCUGCAGAUGUCUAAUCCGCCAUCAUCAGCUCUCCUGGCGUGUACAGAUUUUGUGCAGAUUUUGCCUUAACUACUUCAUUACAACACCUCAACAAA